GGACGCCGUCGGCCGACGUCGGUCUCCCGUCGCCACAACCAAAGCUUCAGACCGCCCUGCUCAUCUCGCACGGCCACUUUCUCACUCCAAUUCUCUCUCUCUCUCUCUCGCCGCAACCGCCAUGACGACCGCCAUGGGUCCUCCGCCUCCGAGGGCCUCUCAGCUCGAGCCCGACCCGCCCGCCGAACCGGAAGCUCCCGAAACUCUCCCGGAAGAAGAAGAAGAAGCAGCAGCAGCAGCCGCAGCCGCGGCCUCGACGAUCUCCUCCGCCUCGGUCGCUCCGAUGGCUCCGCCUCCUCCGCGAAACCUUAUACCCUCCUCCGCCGCCAGCGACGACCCCGACGCCGACGCCUCGAAUCCUGACGACGGCUCCGCGCCCGAGAGCCGCGCGGCGAAACGUCCGGGCGCCGCGGUGCCUUACGCGAUCCCUCCGUGGAGCGAGCCACCUCGGCACCAGUUUUCCCUAGAAGUGCUCAAGGACGGCGCGAUUAUCGAUCAGCUCAGCGUGCACGAGAAGGGGGCGUACAUGUUUGGACGGGUAGAUCUGUGCGAUUUCGUGCUUGAGCACCCCACCGUAUCUCGAUUCCAUGCUGUUCUGCAAUUCAAUGGGGAAGGAGAUGCGUAUAUAUUUGACAUUGGGAGUACUCACGGGACCUUCGUGAACAAGAACCAGGUCAAGAAAAAAGUAUACGUGGACUUGCACGUUGGUGAUGUUAUUCGAUUUGGCCAAUCUUCACGGCUGUACAUAUUCCAAGGUCCAAGCGACUUGAUGCCACCAGAGGCUGACGUGAAAGUUAUUAGAGAUGUGAAAAUGCGAGAAGAUAUGCAAGACAGGGAAGCAUCUCUUCGACGGGCAAAGGAGGAAGUGUAUAUUGCGGAUGGUAUCUCCUGGGGCAUGGGAGAGGAUGCUGUUGAAGAAGAGGAGGAUGAUACAGAGGAAGUGACUUGGCAAACUUACAAAGGGCAGCUCACGGAGAAGCAGGAAAAAACCCGUGAAAAAGUGUUGAAACGAACUCAAAAGAUUGCUCACAUGAAGAAAGAAAUAGAUGCUAUUCGUGCUAAAGACAUCUCUCAAGGCGGACUAACACAAGGACAACAAACUCAAAUUGCUCGUAAUGAACAGAGAAUUACUCAGAUCUUGGAAGAACUUGAAAGCUUAGAAGAGACCCUGAAUGAUAGCAUACGAGAGAGUUUAGGCGCUCGUACAGGAAAGUUAUCCCACGGCACAAACAAAGGAACAACUGAAGACGAAGACGAAUAUUUGAGUGAUGACGAUGAAUACUAUGACCGAUCAAAGAAAAAAGCAAAUGUCCCUAAGACUGCUCAAAGCCAAGCCAUAGAAACUGCAGACACUCUUCUUGACAAGAGGGAUGCAAUCAGGAAACAAAUAGAAGAGAAGAAAGAGCUGCUUCUGAAUGAGAAGAAGAAAAUAGAAUCAGAUACUGCAGCAGAAACUGAAGCUGGAGAUGCACUUGAUGCUUACAUGUCUGGGCUUUCAUCUCAGCUUAUCCUUGACAAAACUACGCAUAUCGAAAAGGAAAUAUCCUCGCUUCAGUCUGAGUUGGAUCGGAUAGUCUAUCUCUUGAAGUUUGCUGAUCCAACAGGAGAAGCUAGUAAAAGAAGAGAUUUGAAAGUGGAAGAACCAAAAUCUAUUGCUUCUGAUAAUCCUUUGGCCCCUAUUGAGAAGCAUAUUUCGUCAGAAGCAAAAGAAAAAAAUAAGCAGGGGAAGUCAGCUAAUGGCGCCAGAUCUGAACGAACUAUCAAUCAAAAUGCCAAAACAAGCAAAAAGCUGGAAGAUGUGAAGACCCUCGAGGAUAAGGCGGAGGAAAAAGCUGUUCCAUAUACUGUUGUAAAGCCUCAGUGGCUUGGUGCCAUAGAUGAUAUUCAAGAAAGAGAAACGCACAAGGAGCCAGAAAUUUCAGAUAUCCCUGAUUCUGAUCAAUUUGUUGGUUACAAAGACAGGAGCAAAAUUUUGGCUGGUGAUGAUUCACACGCAAGGUCCACUUCAGGGAUUGAAAGUGCAUGCGGUCUCAUUAUUAGGAAGCGGAAACCUGAAGGCAGUGAAGACAAACCCAAUGAUCAUUCUAGCUCUUCUGCUAGAGGAUCUGAACUUGCGGUAGAGGAUGCUGUGGCAUUGUUACUGAAACAUAAAAAAGGGCAUUAUUCAUUGGACGGUGAAGGAAAUGAAGAUAUGUCUAGCGGACAACCGUCCAGCAAUGAUGUGAAAAAGCCUAAACGAGUUCUUGGUCCCGAGAAGCCGUCUUUUCUCAAUGCUAGCUCGGAUUAUGAAUCAUGGGUGCCUCCUGAAGGACAAUCAGGUGAUGGACGGACCUCAUUGAAUGAUCGUUACGGUUACUGAGAUAUACAGCUUUUGGUUGCCCUGUCUGGAACUUAUGUUGGAAGCACAGCUUACCUUUAUAUGCUUGGAGACGCAUUUAGGAUUCAUAAGGAUCUCGCGAUAGCAUUGGCUAAAUUUUGAAUAUCAUCAUGGCUGUGCAGUUACUAACUAAAAGGGGUCAUAAACUCAACCUGCCGAUGGAAAAUGAGAAUUGUGGUGCUUAUUUAUGGUUGUAAAAUGGAUGAAGAGUUGCCCCCUGCCUUUGCAUGAUGCUUUCUACUCCAAGAAAUAGCGACGUGUACUGGUGCAGGCAGGUUGAUGGUACAAAGACAUGACAGCUGAUAGUAGACAUAAUUUGGCAAGAAUUGCGAAUUUAGGUGGAGUUAACUGGAAUGAACAAUUAUAGAGCAGUGCAACUUGAGAUGCCUAAGACUCUCCAGAUUCUUCCGUUGGAAUUGGGAUGAACUCAAGGCAUACCAUGGUGACAUGGACAGUUCUGUAGCUAGACCUUUCUAUAGACUAAACUGCAGUAUAUUUAGGAACAGAUAGUGGUGGUAAGAAAACUCAAAGUAGUGUUCUAAAGGAUUGGAAGUUUAUAGUGGCUGGUCAGCGUCUGCUGUACCAACUCGUUAACUGAGUGAGAAAACAAUACAAGGCGACGUUAAUUUUCAUGAGGGAAUGCUGCAUGUAUCAUGCAUGUAUGUGUGUUUAAGAACUGCCACAUGCUUGCCCGAUUUGGCGGGUGGAAAAUGUUCUCAGUUACUUACCA
This is a messenger RNA of Syzygium oleosum, 3107 nucleotides long. RefSeq lists its product as uncharacterized. The transcript has 12 exons. Gene Ontology annotation, molecular function: mRNA binding; protein binding. Lineage: Eukaryota; Viridiplantae; Streptophyta; Magnoliopsida; Myrtales; Myrtaceae. The record is from RefSeq and is a predicted model, not a curated record. Bases 122 to 2359 code for a protein of 745 amino acids.